ACGCAAAUCAAGUCUAAAACUACAAGGACUGAAGGUUGUUGCAGUUUUUCUUGGCGGAUAAAAGGGAUGAAUAAAGAAGAAAACCAAGAAACCCCUUCGUGUAACGGGAAGCACAGUGAGGGCCAGAUGAAGAAGAGACAGGACUACCUGGAGUGGCCUGAAUAUUUUAUGGCCGUUGCCUUCCUGUCUGCUCAAAGAAGCAAAGAUCCGAGCUCUCAGGUUGGUGCCUGUAUUGUGAAUCAAGAGAAUAAGAUUGUGGGUAUCGGCUAUAACGGAAUGCCCAAUGGCUGUGAUGAUGAUCUCCUGCCCUGGUCUCGCUCUGCUGUUGACAAACUGGACACCAAAUACCCAUAUGUGUGCCAUGCGGAGUUGAACGCCAUUAUGAAUAAGAACUCUGCAGAUGUGAAAGGCUGCUCCAUGUACGUGGCUCUCUUCCCCUGUAACGAGUGUGCAAAGCUCAUCAUCCAGGCAGGUAUAAAGGAAGUCAUUUUCCUGUCAGAUAAAUAUCAUGACACUCCAGAGAUGACUGCCUCCAGAAGACUGCUGAACCUGGCAGGAGUCCAAUAUAGGCAGUUUACACCAAAACGAGGCCAGAUCAUUAUUGACUUUAACUCCAUCAAUGGACUCUGGAAUGGACAGCGUGAGUGUGACUGAGGAGGUGUACUCCCAGUAACAGCCAGCCUUUACUGAACAACUGAACUAUCGAACAUUAGUAAAAUACCAAACAUUACUAAAAUACUAACCAUUACUGAAAUAAAUGCCACAAUACUGAAUAUUUCUGAAAUAGUUCUUCAGUGCUCUGUCUGUCUUGUUAGUGUUAGUUUUUGCUGUGUGUGUGUUAUGUAAAUGUUAUGUCAAAGGAAAACCAGUUAUCUCCAAAAUAGUAACUUUACAGGAGACAUUGGAGCAUAUCUAGUGGUCCAGUCAUCCUGACAUUUUCAUAUAAAGUAAAGGCUAGCUGCUAAGCUUAAAUUAUGCAGGAAACUAAAAAUAGCAAGAA
Messenger RNA from Colossoma macropomum (tambaqui), 1000 nucleotides. RefSeq names its product dCMP deaminase (gene dctd). Gene Ontology annotation, biological process: dTMP biosynthetic process; dUMP biosynthetic process. The transcript is spliced from 6 exons. Gene Ontology annotation, cellular component: cytoplasm. Lineage: Eukaryota; Metazoa; Chordata; Actinopteri; Characiformes; Serrasalmidae. The record is from RefSeq and is a predicted model, not a curated record. Gene Ontology annotation, molecular function: zinc ion binding; dCMP deaminase activity. The coding region runs from base 67 to 654 and encodes 195 amino acids.